This is a messenger RNA of Tribolium castaneum (red flour beetle), 2527 nucleotides long. RefSeq names its product leucine-rich repeat-containing protein 15. Gene Ontology annotation, cellular component: extracellular matrix. The transcript has 5 exons. The record is from RefSeq and is a predicted model, not a curated record. Lineage: Eukaryota; Metazoa; Arthropoda; Insecta; Coleoptera; Tenebrionidae. Bases 305 to 2053 code for a protein of 582 amino acids. Gene Ontology annotation, molecular function: protein binding.
UGAAAGCGCGCCCCAUCAAUCACAACCCCCGUAAUUAAAUACCUGGCAGUUGGCGAGCGUAUUCUUUCCAAGGGUCGCAGGACACGUGCUUGGAAAGCGUGGGAAUAUUUAUUGGGCCGACACCCUCGCUCUAUUUCGAUCCGAUUUUUUAUUCCGGAGAGGUAAAGUGAACAUGUGCUGCAAGUGAUGGCGAGAUUCGAGCAACUUUGUGCGGUUGUUGUCAACGCAAAACUGUUAUUGACACUUUGCACAAAGAGAUGGCGAGCUCUGAGGGGAGAAGAAUACAAAGAAUCCAUGCAAAAGCAUGGUUUUGGGACUGUUGAUCCUCGCGUGCCUCUGGGGGCCCUUGUCGGCGCUGUGCCCGUCGCAGUGUAGCUGCUACCUGGACCCCAGGGGGCGCAAUGCCGUCCUGUGCAAGGACGGCGGUAUCGUCGGCCCUCUCGACCUCUUCAACAUGAGCGCCGACACGGAAGUGCUGAAAAUAACGGCGCCGGAAGACAACAUGAAUCAGCUCACCAUGAGCCCCAUCUUCUCCAACUACAAGAACUUGGAGGAGAUUCACAUCACGCGCUCCAACAUUCCCCAAUUGGGAAUGCACUUUUUUCUCAAAUUGAAGAAGCUGGACGUGCUGGACCUGUCCCAGAACAACAUCACGCAGCCGCUCGAUCACAACUUCAGGGGAUUGAUGAGGCUGAAGGAGCUGUACUUGGACGAUAACAGGAUCAGCUCGCUGCCGAGCGGCACGUUCCGCUUCUUGGAGGAGCUGAAGGUCUUGUCCAUUCAGAGGAACAGGAUUGCGGAGUUGACGCCGAGGAUUUUUCUAGAGAUUGGCAAGUUGAAGGUGCUGAAGCUGAGCGGGAAUCACCUGCAGGAGCUGAAUCCGGUUGUCUUCGAGGACGUGAGGGAGUUGAAAUCUCUGGAAUGCCGUUCUUGCGGUUUGGCGCAAAUCGAUAAGCAAGUGUACGAGUUGUUGCCGCAUCUGACGCACUUAGAUCUGGGUGAUAACUUGCUGACUUCAAUCACACCCGAGGAGUUUUCGCCGUUGACUAAUCUGCGGCAUUUGAAAUUGGACGGGAACCGAAUCACUGCCAUAAAAAGCUCAGUAUUUCCCAAUCAACACGAGUUGAAAAGACUGACUCUCGCACGCAACCGCAUCACGAAAAUAUCUCGCAACGCUUUCGCCAAUUUACAUAAUCUCACCGAAUUGGACUUGAGUCACAAUAAGUUCGAGAAUCCCGAAAACGGCCUGUUAGAACCUGUUGCUGCCACUUUGGAGGUUCUUUCACUCAAUGGAAAUCAUUUAAGUGUUCCCACCUUGAAAAGCUUGCUAAAUGACCUCCGAAUAAAAGAACUACAUUUAGCCGAUUGCGGCCUCUUCGAGCUGGGGAAACUCGUUCCAGACACCGUUCAAGUACUAAGUCUCGGAAACAAUUACAUUUCCUCGUUAGCACCGGAAGCGCUCCCGGAAAGUCUCGCCGAACUCGACAUAACCGGAAACAAAUUCGUCGGUUUGGAUAACGACCUGUUGGCCAGACUUGACCACUUGAAGCGCCUCGAGCUGGACGGCAACCCUUGGGCCUGCGACCUGUGCCACAUCGUGCCGUUGCUGGAAAGGGCCAACCGGAGCUCCGCCGUCCGGAACCUCCAGUGCGCCCAGCCCUACUCCCUCAAAGGCAUGAAGCUCGGAGCCUUGCACUUCCACGAGCUGACCUGGUGCACCGUCCCGUCGACGGCCAGCGACGCCAACUUCUUCCUCCUCGGCGACGACGGCCGGCUGGGGCUGAUCGCCGCUGGAACGUCGGUGGCGCUCCUCUUCUUCACAGUGGUGGGUGUGCUGGGGGUGCUGCUUUACUCGCGCCGGCACGCCGCCAAGUACUACACCCACGAGGACAAGCUGGCCAUGGACGGAGACUCCAUCUUCGAGAAUCACAGUCCUCUCUUUGGCGACGAGCGCGAGCUCAGCUUCAAAUUCCCCCUGGACGGUGAGCGAAAAGUGUCCGUGGCGACCAUCGACGAGAUAAAAAAAGAACAUGCAAUCAGUAACGGGACGUGAAAGACUGAUAAUUCCGUUCCGUAGUGUUUGUGACGAGAGUUUCCUCUUUUGUAAAUAUCAUUUCGACGAGUGGUGCCCAGUGAAUGAACGGCUGUCUUCCUUUUUUCGGAAACGUUUGAAACGAGCUGUGAAUCGUGCUAAAUUAAUGGAGAUGGAAUAUUUUUGAGAAACAACGAGUCUGUCAAUUUUAUACGGCCUAUUUUGUGUAAAACACUGCUUUUUUGACAUCGUCAAAAUAAUCAUUCCUGGCUGCAUUUUGUGUAAAGUCGCGUCAGUCCUGUGACUUGUUCCUGUCACUUUCCUCGAUGCGUCGCUAAUAAGUACUUAAUUUAAGUUAACGUGUGAUUUGUCUUAACAAUGAUAUUUUGAGUAAGAAGCUUUUACAAUUUAUAUAAUUUUAGAUGGUAUAUAUUUAUGAACCGCACUGUACAAAAUGUGAGAUUGUUAAUUAAAUUAAAAUUAAUGUUUCGUAAA